Messenger RNA from Xenopus tropicalis (tropical clawed frog), 1780 nucleotides. It is a transcript of the gene mmp20, whose product is annotated as matrix metallopeptidase 20. Gene Ontology annotation, molecular function: metalloendopeptidase activity; metallopeptidase activity; zinc ion binding. Gene Ontology annotation, cellular component: extracellular matrix. Gene Ontology annotation, biological process: proteolysis. Bases 22 to 1458 code for a protein of 478 amino acids. The transcript has 10 exons. The record is from RefSeq and is a predicted model, not a curated record. Lineage: Eukaryota; Metazoa; Chordata; Amphibia; Anura; Pipidae.
AUCCAUUUUUCCCUUUUGGAAAUGAGGGCACCGGACAUUUUUUGGAUUCUUGAUUUUUUCCUUUUUUGUGGGAAAUUAUCUUUAGCCGCUCCGCUGCGUUUUACACUAUCUCAGCCCAUACACUGGAAGGAUAUUUAUACGGCAAAGGAAUAUCUUGACAAGUAUUACAGUGACAGAGGAACAAUGCGAGUGGCUGAGAUGGUAGCUGAUGAUGUCUCUAUGUCAAGAAAGAUUAGAAAAAUGCAAAAGUUUUUUGGCCUUCAAGUGACUGGAAAGUUGGAUCAUUCUACGCUCGCAGUCAUGCAGAAGCCACGCUGUGGGAUGCCAGAUCUGGCUAAUUAUCAUGUUUUUCCAGGAGAGCCUAAGUGGCAAAGAAGUUCUUUGACUUACAGGAUUACAAAGUACACCUCUAGCCUUAGCACACAAGAUGUUGACAGAGCUGUGGACCUGGGGUUAAAAGCAUGGAGUGAUGCUGCCCCUCUGAAUUUCAUCAAAACAACUCAAGGAGAAGCUGACAUCAUGAUUUCAUUUGAAUCUGGAGAUCAUGGAGAUUCUUAUCCCUUUGAUGGACCCCGAGGGACUCUGGCUCACGCGUUUGCUCCAGGCGAAGGCUUAGGGGGCGAUACUCACUUUGACAAUGCGGAGAGGUGGACAACAGGAAAGAAUGGGUUUAACCUUUUCACUGUAGCUGCUCAUGAAUUUGGCCACGCAUUAGGCCUGGGGCAUUCAAGUGAUCCCUCAGCUUUGAUGUACCCAACAUAUAGAUACCAGCAUCCCAUUGGAUUCCAGCUGCCAACAGAUGAUGUGAAAGGGAUUCAAGCUUUGUAUGGAACUAAGGGAAUAGGGAAAGAAAAGCCCAUGGCACCUCAACAACCAGCCAAUAAACCAGAUCAGUGUGACCCAAAUCUAUCUUUUGAUGCUGUUACAGUCCUUGGAAAUGAACUUUUGUUCUUCAAGGAGAGGUCUUUUUGGAGGAGACAGGCCCCACUUACCAACAUCGGGCCAAGCCCAAUCGCAAGUUCAUUCCCACAGUUGAUGUCGAACGUUGAUGCUGCCUAUGAAGUCGCAGAACAAGGGACAGCAUAUUUUUUUAAAGGACCUCAUUACUGGGCAACUAGAGGAUUACAAAUGCAAGGACACCCCAGGACCAUUUAUGACUUUGGUUUUCCAAGGCACGUACAGAAAAUAGAUGCUGCUGUCCACCUAAAGAACUCCAGGAAAACUCUGUUUUUUGUUGGUGAUGAUUAUUACAGCUACGAUGAAACAAAGAGGGAAAUGGAGGAUGAUUACCCAAAGAGCAUUGAUGACGAAUUUACUGGUGUGGAAGGAAAUAUUGAUGCAGCAGUUGAAGUUAAUGGAUUUAUUUACUUCUUCUCCGGUCCAAAGGCUUAUAAAUAUGACACUGAAAAAGAGGACGUGGUUAAUAUUGUGAAAUCCAGUUCCUGGAUUGGAUGCUAAAAACGUUCUGAGAAGAUGGUUACAAUCACUUCGCAUUCAUGGGGCAAUCGGGUUUUGACAUCAACAUCAAAGAAGAGUUGGAAAUUUUCAAAACACAAAACUAUGAUUUUAACUUAAAGCAAAAUAUUUCUUAUUUAUUAGUUUCGGUUCGACAAUUUCUUUCCUUGUAAGGUCAUGUUUGCAUAGAAUAUCCAUCUCCUGGUUAUAUUUACAUUACUAUAUACGACUGGGGGUGUUACAUUGUUUGCUGUUGUUGUGGUACAUUCUCUAGAAUGACUUUGUUGAUGUUGCCAAGAAUUAUUACAGUAAAUAAUAAUUGUAC